Molecule: messenger RNA, 268 nt
Organism: Pocillopora meandrina
Lineage: Eukaryota; Metazoa; Cnidaria; Anthozoa; Scleractinia; Pocilloporidae
Source: the annotation of a GenBank genome assembly
AUGGCAUUUGACGAAAUAGAGUUGGAGAGCGUUGCAAAACGUGCUAAAUUGACCAUGCCAUGCAAGGAAGAUGCUAAUGAGGCAAUCCUAACGGAGGGUAGUGGGGGAGAAGUUGGAGCGAUGGCAGAGGAUGCGGUAAAGAACGUCAGAGGGCAGACAGACAGACAUUGAAGAGCGGAAAGACCAGUUCUUAAGAACUGUCGAAAGAUUGCUCAAGCCCUCGGAAAGAAAGAGACAUGUCAUUGGGACAGAGACGAAAAAUGAAUAG